Molecule: messenger RNA, 2961 nt
Organism: Naegleria lovaniensis
Lineage: Eukaryota; Heterolobosea; Eutetramitea; Acrasida; Naegleriidae
Exons: 2
Coding region: 1-2961 (986 amino acids)
Biological process (GO): regulation of GTPase activity
Source: RefSeq, a predicted model, not a curated record
AUGUCAGAGACAUCCAAAAAGCCCUCCUCUUCGACCUCUCCCUCGACCGCAACAGCAACAACGAACCCUCCAUCCAAACCAGCCAAGGGCAUUCAAAAACUGGCAGGUGACAUUGGUAAAAAGUACAAACUUCUCGUCCAAAUCAUGACCAGUGAUCCCAGAUAUGCCAAAGCGCUGGCCGAUGUGGUUCCUCCAGCCCAACAUGAAAAACUAGCUGACUCUCUCAUCAGUUUAUCCUAUGAAAUUGGUGCUUCGUUAGCCAUCAUUAAAUCAUUGAUUGGUUUAGAAUUUGAUAGAAAACAACAACAUCCGAAUACCAUCCUUCGUGUCAAUUCCAUCGUUUCCAAAAUGAUGGGUAAAUAUACCAAGAGAGUGGGUACUGAAUAUUUAAGAUUACUUCUAGGAAAGGUCGUCAAUGAAGUCGUUGAGCAAGCAGAGACACUUGAUUUGGAAGUCGAUCCAGAGAAAAUUUCAGGAGAUAACAAACAAGAAAUUAUUGACAAGAGACUUCAACAAAUUGAAGAAGUUUGUCAGAGAUUUGUCGAUCGUAUCACAAGUGAUGCCAUGAUUGAAGAAAUGCCUCGGGAAUUGAGAGCUGUGUGUUACUUUUUAAAACAAAAUGGAGAGUUCUACAAGUUCGAUAUUGAAAAGAUGAUUCUCCCAUUGGUCUCUGGAUUUGUGUGUUUACGUUAUAUUUGUCCAACCAUUGCCAUGCCACAGAAUGCAGAUAUUAUCAAGAUGGAUGAUUGGAAGAAGGGAAAUGUGAGACCAAAUUUGACUCAAAUUGCAAGAGUUAUUCAAAAACUUGCGAAUGGUGAAUUAUUCGACACUGCCACUCCUGCUCUCAUGCCUCUCAAUGGUUGGAUUCAAAAGAAUCAAAAUAACAUGUUGAGAUAUUUAGGUCAACUUCCAAUCGAUCCAAAACAACAAGAAGGAUUGAAUCCAUUCGGUGAUUUACAACGUUCCAUUACCUUUGAAGACAUUCACUACAAAUCCUUCGAUAUGGAAGAUUUACUCUUUCUUCACACUCUCAUUUACGAUUAUGGUUACGAGUUGAUUGUUUCCUUGCAAAAUGAAGUCAUUAUGACUCAUGACAAGAGACCUGUGAGUAUUGUGAGUACAGAGACAGACUUUCUUUCUCUUGUUCAAGAUUUGGGUCCACCUCCAGAACGAGAACGAAAAAUUCCACCUCCAACUAAACCUACCGAUGAUCGUAGAGGUAGUGUGAAAAAACCAAACACCAAUACAGCUACAGAUACACCUCCUGCAACACCAAACAAAUUGCAAAGAGAAACACUCGUAGGUGCUACCUAUGAUCAAAUUCAAGAUAAGGUAUUGGAACGUUCGAUGGACAAUUUGAUGAAGAAUGCUGAAAAGUUUGAUUUGAGUGAAAUGGAUCGAACUCGAUUUUUAUAUGUUGGAAAACCUACUCGUACCAAUUUACCUGUGGUUUAUUUGAUUUUGCAUCGUUUGAAACAAGAAUUCUUGAAUCAUAAUGACAAGUUGAUGGUUUAUAUUUACAAAACUUUGGGUCCACUUUUCAAUAGCAAAUAUUGCUUGAUUAUUGACUUGAGUUGGGCAGAGUUGACUGAUGAAUAUCAAGCAUUGCUUUAUAGAGCUGUGGUUGCUUUUGCUCGAUUGAUGAAGAUUGAACACUUGUCCAACUGUCAACAAGUGUAUGUCUUGCAUCCAAACUUUAAGACCAAGAAUGCUGUCGAUGAUAUUUUCAAUAUCAUUCCAAAUGAAACAAGACAGAGACUUAUCAAGACCAAAUACGAUUGGACAUCGUUGAGUGACAUUAUAGAACCAAUCAAAAUUUGGAUUCCAUUCGUUUCUAAAAAGUUCAUUCCAACAACGUACAAUCUCAUGCAAAUGAAAGGAGAAAAAGGUGAAGGUGGAAAUGAUCGUCUCUUGAAAAUCACGAAUGAAUCUCUCCUCGUGUUAGAUUCCAAAUUGGGAACUGUUCUUGAUGAAAUUCCAUUCAGUUCGAUCAUUGACAUUCGAACCAAGAAACAAACCAAUGAAUUUAUUAUUAGACAUCGAUCGGAAACUGAACAACAAUUGAAAGAAAGAGGUGGCGAUCUUGGUUACAUUUCCAAGACCAUUACCACACCUACUUCACAAGAAGUUCAAAAGAGAUUUAAUUGUGUCUCGGAUCAACAACGUGACAAUCUUGUUGAAACCAUUGCAGAUGUUGGUGUGAGAUUUACCUCAUUAGAAAAACAACAAACCUUUGUCGUUGAGAAGGAUACCAAAUCAGGAAAGAGACAAAAGAGAAUUCUCAAAUUCGCCUAUGAUUCUGUCCUCGUGUUCAAAGAUGGAGUAAUCAAGAGAGAAAUUCCAUUCUCAACUCUUCAAUCCUUCUACAUUGAUAAGGAUAACAAGACAAGACUCUUCAUCAAUUUCAUGUUACUAGGAAGAAAGAAGGCCUAUGUCGUGUAUCAUGACAAUGCCAUUUCUCUUCGUGACAGUCUUUUGGAUACUGUAUUAAGAUUUAAAUUCAAUGUUGAUCUCGAAAAGGAAUUGUUUAUUAGAAAAGAUUUGGAUAUUGUCGUGGAUCGUUUCUUUUCAGCUGCCAAAGACAAAUCUCUCGGUGACGAUGAGAAUUUAACAUCUUCAGAUAUCAAGCAAUCCAUUAACAUGAAUCAUGCUUCAGAAGAUAUUAAGAAAUUAUUCCACAAAUUCCAUCCGCAAUCUCAUGACAAACGUGCAGCAUUGAAUGUUGAAAAGAUGAAAAUUAUUUCCAAUGGUUUAAAUCUUGAUUUUAAUACUGAACAAUGUGAACACAUGUUAGAAGUUUUAGAUGAAAAGAAGAUGGGUUAUGUGGUGUUGGAUGAUUUGGUUCGAAAUUGGAUUUUCAAUAAGAGAAUGAAGGGAAUGAUUCAAAAGAGAAAGGAAGCUCAACAAAAGAGAAGUGAACUUUUACAAAAGCAAGGAUCUUCCAACUCGGUGAAGAAUUAA